Amoebophrya sp. A25 is the source of this 1219-nucleotide messenger RNA. Lineage: Eukaryota; Dinophyceae; Syndiniales; Amoebophryaceae. The record is from the annotation of a GenBank genome assembly.
AAAGCGGAUACGCUUGUAUGUUGUUGCUACUACAAUUAACUUAUUCGAUCAUCGUCGAAUCCUUUCGAUAAGUCAGGACAGGUAGCUAGAUUUCAACAGAAGGCAGCAUGAGCCAAAUGCGUUUUAUCGUGCUCUAGGAUGAUGCUGCAUCUUCUACUUAGCUGAGCCGCUACCCAUUUUCCGAAGUAGUGCUGCUCUUGAAGUAGUGCGUCGAAGUCACGCUUCGCAACUUGAUGUUGCGUAAUCUCCCAUUACUCAUAGUAUGACAGGAGAGUAGACCUUUCUUUUUUCGCUUUUUGUUUUUUCUAAUUAGAUAUGCUCCACCAGCAUAGUAUAACAGGAGAAUAGAGCAGCUGCUUGACUUUGGAGGCAUUUCACUUGCGGGCAAGGCUUAGUAAAAUAAGAUUUUCCAGAACGUUCUCGCCCACCAAGCCCGAGAUCUUGAAAAAUACUCAUGACGGCGACAUCGUCGAGAAUCCUUUGAAUACAGAAGCAAGACUAAACAAGUAAGAGACGUGGUUCGGCAAUUGUAGUCCUGCAUUGCAGAUAUUUGUCUUUUCGACCGGGUGCUGUUUUCGUCGUUGCCAGUUGUAGUGUCUUCAGAUGAUCAAAACAUUAGUCACGCCUAGAAGUAAUGGAUUUCUAUUAUUUACCAACUAGUAUAGUGUGGCUUGACGAGUUUCUUUCAGACCUGAUUACUCUUUUAUCUCCACCUUGUCCUUUGGUUUUUGAAAGUUUCGUAGUUCAUUGGAUGCAGGUCAUUUGGUAGAAUAAGGUGACGCCUUUUUCUUGUCGGUAGUUGAAGAUACCAUGUUGCUGCUAGAAUGAAUUACGACGCUACAAGUUCACUAGUUGUUGAGCUUUGUGCGGGUUUGGUGCUACAGCCUGCGAUCCGCGACGAUCGUACUGCUCACGUGUCAUCUUUCGUCUUCGUUGACGGAUCACAUGCUCCCCAGAAAGAGUAGCUAUUCCCUAUCCCCCUGCAGUGACAGUCUCUACAUAUUCUUGUGCAAGACAAUUCUUGAUGACGAUGCCCCCAAGUAGCUAGUUGUAGAGACCAAAGCGUUGCUACUUUGUAUUGUUCUUAAAAUUUUUCAACCAUUGAAUUGAGUUGAAUUUUUCUUGUUCAUCUGACCACAUAUAUGAAGUCAUGCCUCUUUUGUGCGUGAAUGACUUUUGCGCUGACGCAUUUCUCGUCACAGUCUUGUUCCAGAAAAAA